Messenger RNA from Neodiprion virginianus, 6661 nucleotides. It is a transcript of the gene heph, whose product is annotated as polypyrimidine tract-binding protein 1. The record is from RefSeq and is a predicted model, not a curated record. Bases 4209 to 5912 code for a protein of 567 amino acids. Lineage: Eukaryota; Metazoa; Arthropoda; Insecta; Hymenoptera; Diprionidae. Gene Ontology annotation, molecular function: mRNA binding. Gene Ontology annotation, cellular component: nucleus. The transcript is spliced from 14 exons. Gene Ontology annotation, biological process: mRNA processing; regulation of RNA splicing.
GGAUGCCAGUUGUGUCAAGCUAGGCGAUCGAGUAGGACGCUCCUUAAUCGUUCCAUUUUCAAAUCUUUCCCAACGCCUGCCUGUUCGCUAACUAACAACAUCACCGACACCACCGCCACCACACACCACCACCACUACUAAUACAACAACAACAACAAAAAAAAAAAAAAAAACAAGAAAUUAAAAUUAAUAAAUAAACAUAUACAUACGUACAUAUAUAUAUAUAUAUGUAUUCUCUCGCCACGCGCCACGCAACGGUUUAACCUACAGCAUAACGCAAUCUACGGGAUAAUAACAAAGAUAAUAUUUAUCAUUGGUUAUUCGUUUACUUUACGUUUUUUUUUUUUUUUUUAUCUUCUUCUUGGCACACCGCAUUAAACGAUCUGUCGGAACGGAAGUACGGAGGAGAACGCGGUAAAAGGAGAAAAAUACGAAGAAGAAAUAGAAGAAGAGGAAUAAUCCGAAGACGGGGAGAAGUUGAAAAUCAGCGUGCAACUGAGAAACUGAUAUAUAUAUAUAUAUAUGUAUAUAUAUAUACCCUGUUUGUUGUAUCUGUUAACGUGAAGAAAGGAGACAGGAUCGUUCGCACAACAACCUUUUUUCUUACUUCUAUAGAGAGAAAACGAGAAUAUUUAAAAAAAAAAAAAAUAUAUAUAUAUAUAACAAUAAUCAACAGGUACACUGCACUGGUAAUAAUAACAAUAACAACAAUAAUAAUAUUCGCAGAACAAUAAAAAUAUUAGCAAUAAUAUUGAUAAUAUAAGUAAAAUCAACUAUUCGCAACGCAUUUGCAAGCCGAAAAGAGAAAAGCACAAUAACGUAACGAUCGUCGCGUCGCUUCGCUUUUUUCCAUCUAAUCAGCCCCGUCCCCCUCAGAAAGCAAAAAAAAAAAAAAAAGAAAGAAAGAAAAAUUUUCUCAACCGUAGACAGCAUAUUACUUACUUCUUUGCCUAUUCCCGUAUUAUGUACCGUCGAUUUCCAUCUCUGAAAUACCCGUCUGCAUCUCUGUAACAAGUCGAAAUCUUCGGCGUAAAAAAAAAGGAAAAAAAAAAAAAAAACGAAAAACAACGGGCAAACGUUAAACAAGAAAACACAAAGGAAGAUUAACGAAGAACGAUAAUCGACGAUUCGCCUGUUUAUGUAUAAUAUUUGUAUAUUUGCAAAAUAUAGUGUAAAUUGAAAUUGAUCGGAAUUCGUAAUACCGUUCUAACUGAAAUUCUUAAACAAAAAAAAAUCUGUAAAACCGAGGGAGAAGGGAUUCGAAGUUUUAAACAUUGAAGUUAACGCGUGCGUUUUGUUAUAUGUAUACAAAAGUACGUGUGUAUAUCACACGUCGUGGAUGUAGUCAACGUUAGAAGGGAAGGAAGAGAUUAAAAAAAAAAAACCAAGUAUAUUUAUGUAUCUGGCUAAAGCCAGUCAACAGAAUUGCAACUUAACCGAUUAAUCAAACGAAGGAAAGCAUAUUUACAAAAGGACGUAAGUCACUGGUCUUGCGUCUCUAUCCUCAAUUAGUGACGAGAAUAUUUGUGGUUGUUGUUGUUGUUGUUGUUUUUUUCUUAUUCUAAUCACUCCUCUCGCAACUAUUUUCACGUACGAAUACUCGUUUACACUAACAAAAAAUCGUCCGCUUUCCUGUUUUAGAUUAUUAAACUUGAGAUCGUAACAGCGUAGAAAAAAAAAAAAAAAAAGAAAUAUAGAAAGAAGGAAAGAUAUAGAAAAGUUACAAACACGAAGCACACGACACCCUCGAAGUAUUAUUAGAGUAUAAGGUAGUUGUCGGACAGUUUGACAAUUCUUUGUAUAUGUAUAUAUAUAUGGUAUUGUAUACAUAAAUACGUAUGUAUUUAUAUAUAUACAUGUAUAAACACACACUUGCGCGCACCCAAUCAGCCACACACAUAUUGGUAUAAAAAAUUAAAUUAAUUGUAUAGGUUAAAAUUUAUGUAGGUAAAGAAAAGAAUCGCGUUAAGACAAUCAAGAAAAGUAGUGAAUAAAUUAAAUAACAAAUAUACGGUUAAUAAUUAAUUCGAUAGAGUAAAGGUAUAAAUAAAAUAAGUAGUAUAACCGUUGAAUCUGAAUAACGUAAUGUUAAGCUAGGGAAUAUCUGUCUAUAUUAUUACACGCAUGUGAUCUCCAGCCUACGUAUUACUGUUACUAUUAUACACAUAUAUACGCGAAAUUCUUUAUACAAUUACACGUAUGAACCACUUUUGAUGACCGAAUAGCAUAUCUAGCAAAGUUUAUAUCGAAAGAGGAUAGAAAGAAGGGAAUAGGAAAAAAAGACAGUCAGACAGGAACCUGAUGGUCUAAAGUUAUAUUCUACUCGCACAAUCGUCAUAUCGCUGAAAACUCUUGGCCCACGUUUAUAUGUCAGGCGAGAGAUUUUAACUCUGACAAUCAUUUUCACCUAGUUCUAUUAGACAUACUUUGUACUUUUUAAUAUACACACCCACGUAUAUAAAUAUAGAUAAGUGAAUGAAUGAAGAAUUAAACAAAUCAAUAAAUAUAUAUAUAUACACACAUACAUAUAUAUAUACACAUAUAUACACAUACAUAAAUAUAUCUAUACACGUAUACACAUGUAAAAUUGUAAUAACUAUACCGAGGGUUAAUCGUUAUAUUUCUAUAACACACUAUCGUGCGGUAUCGUCGUACGUAUUAUCGCCCCCGCAAUCAAUCCUACCCGCUUACACAAGCCCCCGUAACUUUUCUCUCUAAAUAAUCAUUCCGCUCUUGUACGUACAUAAAUAAGAAAAACCACAUCCGGUAGGAAAUCUCGUUUAUAAAUCCCGAACGAGUUACGCAUAUUUGUUACGUAGCGUGAAUGUCGUAGUCGUCGCUGUACUCCGUAUACCUACGUCGUUUCAAUUACAUUAGACGAUUAAAAUUAACUUUGUCAAAGACACGCGCGUUCGGAAUUUAGAAAAGCAAAAGGGAAACCCCGAUAGAUAAAUUGCACUCUCGCGUCUGCGUCUCGGACCGAAAUUUCAUUUAGAAACGUAGAUUCUGAAGGUGACGAAAAAUAAAGUACAACAGGGUGGAACCGAAAAUCUGCACAUACAUAUUCGUACGUGUCGGCACGAUCGCAGCUCGUUGUCCCUUCAAAUCGCACUCCGUAGCCGUUAAAUAAAACAACCCGGACAAUCGUAUCUCCAAAGUCCUCGUUGAAAAGCUUAAGAUUAUCAUUGAAUCGGUGAAAAGAUUCAUUCGUACAUCCUAGCAAUAAACAGCGUAAGCUUGUAACUAUCCUUAUCGCAUAAACCUAGGGGGUGGAGGGGGACGAAAAAACUAUCUUUCGACAAAUCAUUCGCACGUAAGAGGUUUAGACCAUAGUUAGAAAAUUCAUCAAAUUCAACCCGACGACACAUAUCCAUCUGUAACGUUGAUCCGUGAAUCGAGUUCCGAAACGAAUUCUGUCUAAAAAAAAAGAAAAAAAAAAAAAAACAAAGCAAAAAAAAAUAAGAAACGACAAAAAACGUUCCCAGCAUCCGAGAAGAAGUACACUAAACAAAAAAAAAAAAAAAAAUACGAAGAAUCAUCCCUGUAUAAUUGACGUUAUUACACAUAUCAUAAUACCACACGUUAUAUUACACGUAUAAAAGAAAUUUAAAAAAAAAAAAAACAAAGAAAGAAAGAAAAAAAUCUCGCCGAAAGUGCAGGUGACGAAUCAAGUGUCGAUAUAAUAACGAUAAUAAUACUAACAACAAGAAUAACAAGAAUAAAGGAAAGGAAUAAAGAAAGAGCGGGAAAGUGAAGGCGGCCAGUGGCGCGUGGUGAUCAGAAUCGAGUGCAAACUGUGGUGCGGUUCGUCGACGGGGAGUUGCGGGGUGAUCCGGCCGGGCCGCGUUGCUCCGGGUUUCGCAGCGUCCCGGCGUUUUCCGGAGGCCGGAACCAAGGCGUUCUCGCAUCGCCCCGAGGGGUACGCGGAAAACGCUAAGAUUGAGCGCGGUGCAAGUCAGACCCGGUUCACCACGUAUUUUCAUUCGUACUCGUUCGUGCCGGGAGGUGCGGUGCCCCUGCCCCCGCCAGGGGUUGCGAGCCAUCUCCUCGGUCAGCAGGGCUGCAACCUCGCCUGCACUUGCACCUGCACCUGCACGGCGAGCGUCGUGUCAGCCGCGACUGCGGCCGUCGCCGUUCCGCACAUACGGGGCCCGAAUUCGGCCACCGCAACGGUCCUCCUGCAGCCGGUCGACCACCUCAAGGACGCAAUGAGAGGAAGCGACGAACUUUUGUCACAAAGCGGAGCCGUCAGUAAUGGUGCGGCAAUGAGCCCUCAACCGCAUCACGCCGCGGACAACAACAAUGACGCUAAGAAGGCCAAGCUCGACAAAAGUCACAAUGGAAAGCCAUCGAGGGUUAUCCAUAUCAGAAACAUCCCAAACGAGGUGACGGAGGCGGAAAUUGUUCACCUUGGUAUACCGUUCGGCAGAGUGACCAACGUCCUGGUAUUGAAAGGAAAAAAUCAGGCCUUUUUGGAGAUGGCCGACGAAGGGGCUGCGGCCACAAUGGUGACGUAUUACGCAUCCUGCGUGGCCCAGCUGAGAGGAAGAGCUGUUUACGUCCAAUUCAGCAAUCAUCGAGAGCUGAAGACGGACCAGACCCACAGCAACGCGGUCAGUAGUCCCACAAACAUCAUCGCCAACCCGUCCAACAACGCUAAUGCUCAGGCCGCACUUCAGGCGGCUCAAGGACAGGGUGCUCAGAGUCAGGGUGGAGAAACUCAGGGUGGACCCAAUACCGUUCUAAGGGUCAUCAUCGAGCACAUGAUCUACCCGAUUUCCCUGGACAUACUUUAUCAGAUAUUCACACGCUUCGGGAAGGUUCUGAAAAUCGUCACCUUUACCAAGAACAGCUCCUUCCAGGCGCUCAUACAGUAUCCGGACAUGGUGGCAGCGCAAACGGCUAAAUUUUCACUCGAUGGCCAGAACAUCUACAACUCAUGCUGCACCCUGAGGAUCGAUUACAGCAAAAUGCAGAGUCUCAACGUCAAGUACAAUAACGAUAAAUCCAGGGACUACACCAACCCUACAUUACCGACUGGUGACGCCAACCUCGAUGCCGCUUCCCUCGCCCUCGGGGGUGAACUUUUGCCACAGCUUCUUCUCGGAGCCGCGGGGACGCAGCCACGCGCAAGAUUGCCAGAUGUGUUUGCAGGAGCCCCGAGCGUCCUCGCCUCCCCGUUCGCCGCCAUGCACGGCUUGGCGUCGCCUCUUACGGGUCCUUACAACGGCGUCGCGGCGGCCGGCGGCCUCGCAGGACUCGGUGGUUUCACCCUCGGCGCCGGAGGGCUUGGCGUUCGAGUUCCCGGCAGCCCUCAGCCAUCGUCGGUUCUUCUCGUCAGCAACCUCAACGAGGAGAUGGUCACGCCUGACGCUCUCUUUACCCUGUUCGGCGUGUAUGGUGAUGUACAACGUGUGAAAAUCCUUUACAACAAGAAAGAUUCCGCACUUAUUCAGCUUGCUGAGCCGCAUCAAGCUCAUUUAGCAAUGACGCAUAUGGAUAAGCUCAGAGUAUUUGGCAAACAAAUCAGGGUGAUGCUCAGUAAACAUCAGGCAGUGCAGCUACCUAAAGAGGGUCAACCCGACGCUGGACUCACUAAAGACUACACCAACAGCCCUUUGCACCGGUUCAAAAAACCCGGUUCAAAAAAUUACCAAAACAUUUACCCACCCAGCUCUACUUUGCAUUUAUCAAACAUUCCAGCAACAGUGUCCGAAGAAGAGAUCAAAGAUGCCUUCACCAAGAAUGGUUUUACAGUAAAGGCUUUCAAAUUCUUCCCAAAGGACAGAAAAAUGGCUCUGAUUCAAAUGGGUAGCAUGGACGAUGCUGUCGUGGCCCUGAUUAAAAUGCACAAUUUCCAACUGAGCGAAUCCAACCACCUCAGGGUGUCGUUUUCGAAGAGUAACAUCUAACAAGAGAGGCUUUCCAGCGAGCCGCAGUGGUUCCAGCCCUACACCCUAGUUCAUUACUGGUACCCAAGUGCUGUAUACGACUGAUUGCUCUGCGGAUCGAUUAGGUAAUCGAUUGAUUAGUCAUCGGUCGUUUCGCCGCAGUGAGUUAUACCAGCAGGAUCCUUUCAAAUUUCGGCCGUGCCGUUGGUCGAAAUAGAAAAUUGCGUAAUUAUCGUUUUCCACGCCCCCAGUAUUGUUCGGGUCAGUUUUAGGGUGAGAUAAGGGCUAGCGAUACUGAAAAUAAUGCCAAGUUCGAGAAUAUCCUUUGAAAUUUCAUAUCCUCUUUUUCAUUAAUCUUACCAAGAUUUGCAUCGAUUCCUUACUUCGCAAUCUGUAUACUGUCUUCUGCUUUGUAUUUUUGGGAAAUACUAGGCGAUAACAGCAACAACAAAAAGAAAAAUAAAUAACCGAAACGAAACAAGAUCAAGUUUCGUCUGGUAUUUGGCAAUGCUUUCGGUAUCGCUAAUUUUGGUAAUGGGCGUCCAGCCCCUCGCUGACAAUCCCAUUCUUGUACAGAGUUAAACAGAUAAGAUAUAUAUACAUAUAAAUAUAUAUAUAUAUAUUUUACAAGCGCGACGCUAUAGCCUAGGAUUUGCCUGGGAUAGAAAAACAAAAACAAAAACGAAAAAAAAAUUAAUAAUAAUAAAUAAAACUUGAAAAAAAAAAAAACAACCAGAAAAACCUACUAAUUAAGAGCUAAGAAUUUUUAA